Juglans regia (Persian walnut) is the source of this 2598-nucleotide messenger RNA. Its product is annotated as acyltransferase-like protein At1g54570, chloroplastic. Gene Ontology annotation, cellular component: membrane. NCBI's taxonomy places the organism in Eukaryota, Viridiplantae, Streptophyta, Magnoliopsida, Fagales, Juglandaceae. The transcript has 13 exons. The record is from RefSeq and is a predicted model, not a curated record. The coding region runs from base 321 to 2456 and encodes 711 amino acids.
AAUAGUUGCCUGAGAUGAUUUAUUGCCAAUAAAUGUUACUCAUAUGUAACGUUGUACAUUCGAUCUUUUCACGUAAAUGUUAGAUCAUUAAUUCUGGUAAUAUAGGCCGACCUACCAGUUUUUCUUUCUGGGUUCGCUUCAAGUUUUGAAGCUUUGAAUCUACGUGAAUAGGCCAGUGUUUAAGUUAAGAGUGCCCGCGGGAACUCCUUAACUGAGAACUUGAAGUUUAUUUAAGCUAUCCUCAAGUGCUUGUCAUCGAGAAGAUUGAAAACUUUCCAGUUGGUAAAUCCUGAAAGAGGCUGCCAUUGCUUGUAGAGGCCAUGGCAUCGGUUUUAGGUUUCCGGGCACUGUCUCUUUUUGCAUCAAGUUCGGAGAAAAAGGAUCGGAGUCGAGGGCAAGUUAGGAGUUCAGGUAGUGCCGAUUCGACGGUGUUGUCCUCAGCUUCAGUUGUGGUGAAUGGAACUUCUAUAGGUGGGGGGAGGAGCGAGAGUACUGCGACUUCAGUUUAUCAAGGAAAUGGACGGUUAAGGUCUAAAGUUGAGGAGAAGAAAAGGGUAACGGAUAAUGUUUUGGAAACUCUGGAACCGUUGUGGGAUGAUGGGUAUGGGACUUACACCGUGAGGGAUUACUUUGAUAUGGCCAAGGACAUUGUUAAGUCUGAUGGUGGGCCACCACGGUGGUUUUGCCCUGUUGCUUGCGGAUGCCCUUUAAAGGAUUCUCCAGUUCUUCUGUUUUUGCCCGGGAUGGAUGGUACUGGAAUGGGGCUUGUUUUGCACCAUAAGUCUCUUGGGAAGGCAUUUGAAGUUCGGUGCCUGCAUAUUCCUGUUCAUGAUCGAACACCAUUUGAAGGACUGGUGAAAUAUGUUGGGGAAACUGUCAAGCAGGAGCAUGCUUCAUCUCCAAAUAAGCCAAUUUAUUUGGUGGGGGAUUCACUUGGAGGAUGCCUAGCGCUUGCUGUUGCUUCUCGUAAUCCUACCAUUGACCUAGUCAUCAUAUUGGCCAAUCCAGCCACAUCAUUUGGCAGGUCUCAGUUGCAACCAUUAUUUCCUAUCUUGGAGGCUAUGCCUGAUGGACUACAUAGUGCAGUUCCCUAUCUUCUUAGCUCAAUCAUGGGUGAUCCAGUGAAAAUGGCAAUGGUCAAUAUUGAAAGUAGGCUCCCCCCUGGAAAAAAAUUAGAACAGCUGUCUCUCAGCCUCACUUCAUUGCUACCAUAUCUUUCUGGCUUUGAUGAUAUUAUACCAAAGAACACACUUCUUUGGAAGCUGAAGCUGCUUAAAUCAGCUGCUGCAUAUACUAAUUCCCGUCUACAUGCUGUUAAAGCUGAAGUGCUCAUCCUUUCGAGUGGCAAGGAUAACAUGGUUCCUAGUGGAGAUGAAGCUCAACGACUCAAGGAAUUGUUACAGAACUGUGCAGUUCGUCACUUCAAGGAUAGUGGUCAUACCCUUUUAUUGGAAGAUGGAAUUGGUUUGAUGACGGUUAUUAAGGGUACUUGCAAAUACCGUCGUUCAAGUAGACAUGAUUAUGUAUCCGAUUUUCUACCUCCUAGUAGGAAAGAACUCCAAUACGCCUGUGAUCAAGUGCUUGGUUUAUUGCGCUUUGCUUCCGGUUCCAUAAUGUUCUCAACUUUGGAGGAUGGAAAGAUAGUGAAAGGUCUUGCUGGUGUUCCAAGUGAUGGUCCCGUGUUAUUAGUUGGUUAUCACAUGUUGAUGGGACUUGAACUUUCUCCACUUGUUGAACGAUUUUUGAUCGAGAAGAAUAUUAUGGUUCGUGGUUUGGCUCAUCCAAAUUUGUUUGCAAGGAAGUUUGAGAGUUCAUCCCCUGAGUUUUCUUUCAAUGACUGGAUCAAAGUGUUUGGAGGACUACCUGUCACGGCCAGCAAUCUUUUCAAAUUGCUUUCAACAAAAUCGCAUGUGCUUCUUUAUCCUGGCGGUGCACGCGAAGCCUUACAUUACAAGGGAGAAGAAUACAAGUUAUUUUGGCCUAAUCAGCCAGAAUUUGUGAGAAUGGCAGCACGGUUUGGGGCCACAAUUGUACCAUUUGGAGUUGUGGGAGAAGAUGAUAUAGCAGAGUUGGUCCUUGAUUACAACGACCUAAUUAAAAUCCCCGUCGUUAAGGAUUUUAUCAGAGAUGCUAAUAGCAACAUGAUAAGAGUGAGGGAUGAGACAAGUGGGGAGGUUGGCAGCCAAGAACUAUUUAUUCCAGGGCUUUUGCCCAAGAUACCUGGCCGCUUCUACUAUCUCUUUGGGAAGCCCAUUGAAACAAAGGGAAGGAAUGAGAUCCUGAAGGACAAAAAAGUUGCAAACCAAUUGUACUUGCAGAUAAAAUCUGAGGUUGAACGCAAUAUGGCAUUCUUGAUUAAAAAGCGGGAGGAGGAUCCCUAUAGGAGUGUUGUUGAUAGAACAUUAUACAAGGCAAUAUAUGCUACUUCAAAUGAAAUUCCAGCAUUUGAGCCUUAAAAUUAGUUUUGAGAGAGACAUUGUUCUUGUCUUGAACUCCUAUCCUUUUCUCUUUCCAUGGAAAGAGGCUUACGUACAGAAGUUAUUUGUUAUUCAAUAAAAGCGGAUGCUUCUGUCCAGAAAAGGAAUUUGCUUAAUUGGA